This is a messenger RNA of Tuber aestivum (summer truffle), 2438 nucleotides long. The record is from the annotation of a GenBank genome assembly. NCBI's taxonomy places the organism in Eukaryota, Fungi, Ascomycota, Pezizomycetes, Pezizales, Tuberaceae.
AGAGCCUCCGAAAAGCAAAAUUCUCACGAAUGGCUUCUACAUUACGGGUCUGGAAUUCCCACCCCCAAUAAUGCCGGUCCGACGUGGGCUAACCGGGUUUGAAAUAGGGAGCGACUUCUUCAGUAUGUCGGUCAUGCCUAAGGCUUCUCCGGACGCCGCCGCCGUCACGGUUGGUCUUGAUCCCUGGCCGGCGAUUGUUCCACACAAGUCCCGGUUGGCGGGCAUUUGGAGAAGCAUAUCCCAACACGCCUUCGGCCCCUGAUGUUGCGGCAACCCCUCCAGAGAGGCCUCCGCAUAUCCGACCUUUGUUCAACUUGCCUAGUGCUAGACGAUCCUCUCUCAGAUUAUCUCGUCAGGACUUGGUGCGCGUUGAGGAACGUCUGGAAGACAGGGACCUGCCUGGGGGAUACGCUGCAUGGCUAGAGGUUUCUGACCCGAGGCAUAGAGAUGGUGAACCGAUUUCAGAGCAGGUUACGGAUGAGGUCAUAAAACCGGUUGUUGAAUUGCUCUUGGAAGGGUUGAUUGAGGAGGGGCCUCAGCACAGCGAGUUACCGCCGGCUGCAGAAUUUCUCGAGACAUUGAGGUCUAUGGCUCUGGCGAACGACAGUCAGUAUCGGCUACUGCUUACCAGUAUGCUUCGACAAGGCAAAGGUCCGGAGUUGGUUUCACCCGUGCUUGAUAGCGCUAUUCAGUACUACAAGGAAGACCACUUCAGAGCUGGUGCUCGUCGGCAAACAGUUGAGGGGGAGGAAGAAACGAGUGAGAUAGACCGGGAUAUGCUGUGGUCCUCUCUCCGGUGGGGGUUUCGACUUGCCAGCAGCCCUUCCGCCAUUGCUUCGACCAUAUAUCUCGCCUUUCUUCAUACGAUGGAGGUUGCGACCCAGCAUCACAAGGAUUUGGAGAGAACCUUGUUCAGUUUUCCUCAGCUCCCCAACGCCCCGUUUCUUGGGAAAUAUAUGGCACAUCAUUAUUUUGAGGAGGAGAUGCAAACGCGGCUUGUGAAGCUAGCGGAUAAAUUUGAGUUUAAAAAGUUGCUCACGGUACCCGCACUUCUCCAGAGGGCGACCGCUCAGUACACGGACGGAGGGCGGCUGAAGGACUAUUACGAUUCUCUCAGAACCCAAGCUGAAGAUACCGGGAUCCCGUUCUCGGAGGAGAACUUUAUGGUUUUUGUCAUGGCUUUUAUGACCCUUACAGAAAGGGAAGUCGCAAUCGAGAUUUGGAACGACAUGGCAAGAAGCGGGAUUUUUCCUAAGCCACGUUCGUGGAACAUGCUACUGACUGAAGCCGGGAGGCUCCAGGACAGAGACCGAUCUUGCCUUCAGGCGGUUUGGAAAACCAUCAUUACGAGCGGAGUUAUCCCCGACGUCAUUUUGUGGACAACACGGAUUCACGCGUUGCUCAUGGCCGACCGUAAAGCAGAGGGAAUGAAGGUUUUGAAGGACAUGCAAAAAUCUGGGCUCAAGCCAACCACCGCGACCAUCAACGCUGUGCUCGACGGGUUGCUGAAAAAUGGGUACAUGAACGAGGCUAAGAAAACACUCCUGGUCGCGACUGGAAUGGGGAUAAAGUCGGAUUUGACGACUUAUAACACGAUGUUAAGGGCACUGCUUCGAUCGAGGAACUUUGAUGAGGCAAUUUCGUUGCUACGUGAAAUGCAAGCUGCGGGCAUUGACGCUGACAUAGUCACCGCGACAACGGUGCUGGAUGGGCUGUACAAAAACUCCCCCACCAAACCGGAUUUGACGAAAGUCAGGAAUCUCCUAGAGUACAUGGAGGCCGCAGGAGUUCCGGCAAACGAAGUGACCUUUACGACUAUCAUUGAGGGGCUACUGGAAACUGGUAAUGAGCAGGCGGCUCAAGACAUUUGGAUGAUUAUGGAAUUUAAGGGAUUGAAGCCUACACCUGCGACCUACACCACCGUCAUCAGAUACGCAUUCUCGAAAGGCGAUCUUCUGGGCGUCGAGAAGCUAUGGCAGCAAGUCGAAGCCAACCGCGUUCCCAAGGAUCAGAAACUUUGGACCCGGCUCGCUGUUGGAUACGCUCAGAUGGGAGAGGUGGAACGACUAAGGUCGGUGAUGGCGGCCAUGGGGGAAGAGGGCAGGAUUUUGCCAUUGUCAGCCUAUACGCUGAUUUUGAGGGCGCUGGAAAAGUGGGAGCUGUAUAACGAUGUUAAAGAGAUUGUCAAGGAUGCAUUAGAGAAGGAUAUGAUAUCUAGUGAUGGCAGUUCGAGGGGACCUGUCGAGAGGAUGUUCUGGCAGACUCUGGAGAGGGUGGCUGAAGGCGCUGUUUUGAUGGAUCUGAAAGCCCAAGGGUUGGUCACUGUAUAACUAUUCUUCUUUCUCUUCGCAAUUUCUAGGGGAGAUAGUAUAGAUUGUAGAUAUUCUGUUGGUGUUCGUACUCUGGGAUAAUCCUACGGGUUGCUUGGUUGUCUUCGU